UGUCUGUUCUGCAAGUGUUUUACUUAAAGGGGGAGACUGUCAGAUGCACUUACAAGAUUCCGACUGUCUGGACGCUACUGGCAAAUACCACAUUAAGAAAACAUAGCAAAGGAUACUGAGAAUAAAAUGAAGAAUUUAAGGCAUGGAUCUGCUAGUCUUAACUAGACCUUUUGACUGAGUGAAAACAGGAAACCAAUCGGAACAUCUGAAGAAAUUCGCCCCAAUUAUCUCAUACUAAUGACCGAUAAAUCAGUCUGAUUUUUGCUUCUAUAAACCUUCAGUGUACCAAAAGUAAAACCCUAAAGGCAGAGCCAUGGGUGACUAUAACUGUAGCAAUUUUGCUGUGGUGUACACAAUGCCUGAAGAAUUCCUCUCCAGAAACAUUCCUUAUCCCAUGUCUAACUGUGAUAUAAAUUACGAUGUUUCAGAAGACGAAAUGAUGGAUACAACUCAAGGCAAGCCCUUUUUUGCUGCCACUAUUGUAAUUGGUGUGGUUUUAGUAUGUAUCAUGCUGGUCUGUGGCAUUGGUAACUUUUUGUUUAUUGCUACACUGGCUAGAUACAAAAAACUGAGAAAUCUAACCAACCUGCUCAUAGCUAAUCUGGCCAUUUCAGAUUUCAUUGUUGCAAUUGUGUGUUGUCCAUUUUUAGUGGAUUAUUAUGUUGUGAGGCAGCUUUCCUGGAAACAUGGACUAAUGCUUUGUGCUGCUGUCAAUUACCUCAGAACGGUGUCUCUUUACGUCUCCACAAAUGCCCUCUUGGCUAUUGCAGUAGACAGGUAUCUAGCUAUUGUUCACCCCCUGAGGCCCCGAAUGAAGUAUCAAACAGCCUAUUUCCUCAUCGCUGGAGUCUGGGUUGUACCCAUCUUAAUCUCUAUCCCAUCUGCCUAUUUUGCAUCAGAGACUACCUUUUCUCACGGCAGAAGCCAGGACAAAAUCUUCUGUGCUCAGAUCUGGCCAGUUGACCAACAGCUAUACUACCGGUCAUACUUCCUCUUCAUCUUUGGAAUUGAGUUUGUCGGCCCAGUCAUGACAAUGACCAUGUGCUACGCCAGGAUCUCUCGGGAGCUGUGGUUCAAAAGCGUUCCUGGAUUUCAAACUGACCAGAUUAGGAAGAGGCUUCGCUGCAGAAGAAAAACAGUGAUGGUCCUCAUGGGCAUCUUGACUGCCUACAUUCUUUGCUGGGCUCCUUAUUAUGGAUACACAAUCCUGCGGGAUUUUUAUCCCACAAUCAUCUCAAGAGACAAGAACUCCUUGAUUGUCUUCUACAUUAUUGAGUGCAUUGCAAUGAGCAACAGUAUGAUCAACACCUUUUGUUUUGUAAGUGUAAAGAAUAACACUGUUAAGUAUUUAAAGAAAAUAGUCCUCUUGAGAUGGCGAUCUGCUUAUGCGUCCCACAAAACUGGUGACGAAUUGGACCUCAGAACCUCUGGGAAUGCUGUGACGGAAGAGGUAGAAUGUAUAAGGCUGAAAUAAAAAAAUGGUGUUAGCUGUGUACUAAACAUAGUGGUGUUUGGUCUAGAUAAUGUAUGUACCGUCUGAAUGUAACCAGUUCUGCCUGUUGUUGCCUUUGUUUAGUCCUGUCUACCUGAAAUGUUAAUGUUCUUAUAGUUGAAAAUAUGAACAUCACAUUAUAUACUAUUUGUAUGUAUUUGAUAUCUGAAGAUGAAAACCUUAUUUGUACAUAUUGUUGUAAAUUGUUACUCAUUAAUUGUAUAUUAAUA
This is a messenger RNA of Polyodon spathula (Mississippi paddlefish), 1722 nucleotides long. Its product is annotated as prokineticin receptor 2-like. The transcript has 3 exons. Gene Ontology annotation, biological process: neuropeptide signaling pathway. The record is from RefSeq and is a predicted model, not a curated record. Gene Ontology annotation, cellular component: membrane. Gene Ontology annotation, molecular function: neuropeptide receptor activity. The coding region runs from base 314 to 1474 and encodes 386 amino acids. NCBI's taxonomy places the organism in Eukaryota, Metazoa, Chordata, Actinopteri, Acipenseriformes, Polyodontidae.